Aphanomyces astaci is the source of this 246-nucleotide messenger RNA. RefSeq lists its product as hypothetical. The record is from RefSeq and is a predicted model, not a curated record. The coding region runs from base 1 to 246 and encodes 81 amino acids. The transcript is spliced from 2 exons. NCBI's taxonomy places the organism in Eukaryota, Oomycota, Saprolegniomycetes, Saprolegniales, Verrucalvaceae.
AUGGUCGUUGCCCACUACAACAGCACCGGACAUCGAGGACAUGCAGAGUUGGUGGCAACAAUCCGCCGUCUGUUCUAUGUUGACCACCUGGCCGACGGGGGUGGACCGUAUGCUCCGAGAUGGCACGCGAAAGAGGGCAACGAAGGAAUCCACUUCGACUACCUCUACAUGGGCGAAGCGCUCAGUGGCGCUAAGUACGUGCUAGUACUCAAAGACGACCUGGCCCUCUACAGGGAACGACGCUGA